Molecule: messenger RNA, 729 nt
Organism: Nannochloropsis gaditana CCMP526
Exons: 1
Coding region: 22-696 (224 amino acids)
Molecular function (GO): acyltransferase activity, transferring groups other than amino-acyl groups
Source: RefSeq, a predicted model, not a curated record
ACAGCAUAUGCCCAGAAAUCGAUGCGAAACGUAAUCGCUCUUGUCUUGCUUGCUGCCCAGUUGCCCGCAGUCCCCGCCCUCCUUUCCUUCACGAAUCCCCCUCCAAAGCAACCUGCCCUCCAUUUCCGCCCUGGCCUUCCUACAGACAACCCCCUCAUCCGCCAAAGCAUGUUAGAGGCUCGCAUGAAUCCAGCAUUCCUCAAACCUGAGUACUUCACCAUUGCCGAGCACCCUGGCCCGAAUGCUGGCACGGGGCGAGCGACGACGGCAGGUUUUGGGCAAAUCCGUCCCAUCCUGGGAACGGGAGGACAAGUCUGCGAGCUCGCGUCGGUAUACGUCCUCCCUGCUUCAAGAAAGCAGAGAAUAGGGUCGCGCAUAAUUGCUAGGCUCGUGGAGAAUUUCCGAGCCGAUAACAGCAGAGCGCGCCAGGUCCCCUCUUCUUCCCAGUCUGUUCCUACUCCUCGACUCGUCCUUCUCACCCUGGCAGACACGGCACCUUUCUACUCUUCCCACGGCUUUUUUGUGCUUCCAGACCCUGUGCGAGCCAAGCCACCCCUGCCAAUGCUCUUUGUACUCGAGUAUUUGGCCGGAUCAGUGGUGGCGAGGCUUUCCCGGGGCCCGGCGACCAAGUUGGUGUGUAUGGAGCUGCAGGAGGGGGGAAACAGUGGGAGAAUAGCUGCAAAACGCACAAAUUAGUGUGGGAAGAAAGCAUAAACGACGGAUUAAAAG